GUGACGUCACUCCGGGACUUCCCGGCGCUCAGCUGAUUCCGUCCUACUAAUCGCGGUAUUUGAAUGUCUUGGGGUGAGCCAGGUCUCCCAGCACACAGAGGCAUGGCCGCUUUUUCUCUGGAGCCGCUGGGUGAACCAAUGACGUUAGGAUCACCAACAUCUCCAAAACCUGGAGCCGGAGCCCAGUUUUUGCCUGGCUUCUUAAUGGGAGAUAUACCGACGCCAGUAACGCCACAGCCGCGGCCGUCCAUGGGAGUUAUGGAGCUACGUUCCCCUAUGAUGGGAGGCGGCUCCCCUCUCCAUCCUGUAUUGCCAUCUCAUAAAGAUAAAAGCGGUGCUCCUCCAGUUAAGAGUCUUUAUGAUGACAUCACAAGUCCAAGUCUUGGGUCAACGCCUCUUAAUUCUAGAAAACUGCAGCCCAGCUUUUCUGCAAUGCAGACUCCUCUUUCUGGUUUCAUGCCGUCAACUCCAGGUGGAACGUCCAGUGUCUUUAGCCCAGCAACCAUUAAUCACAGUAGAAAAGCGACACUGUCACCUGCUCAGCUAGAUCCAUUUUAUACACAAGGCGAUGCGUUGACUUCUGACGAUCACCUGGAUGAUACUUGGGUGACUGUCUUUGGGUUUCCUCAGGCCUCGGCGUCGUAUGUUCUGUUGCAGUUUGCUCAGUACGGGAAUAUAAUAAAGCAUGUGAUGUCCAAUACUGGAAACUGGAUGCAUGUGCAAUAUCAGUCCAAAUUACAAGCCAGGAAGGCUUUAAGUAAAGAUGGCAAAAUAUUUGGUGACUGCGUAAUGGUUGGUGUGAAACCUUGCAUAGAUAAGAGCAUAAUGGAAAGUGGUGAAAGGACCUCAUUGUCUUCAGUCAACUCUGUCUUCACACCUCCAAUUAAAACAUUAGGUACCCCUACCCAACCACUCUCUACUCCUAGAUCAACAAUGAGACCUCUUGCCGCAGCAUAUAAAGCCUCAACUAGUGAUUACCAGGUAAAUCUGUUUGUUGCAGGGAAGAUUGAGAUCUGGUUUUUCCGACCUCUGUCAGUCAAGGUCCACCACAAGGAGAACCUCUUCUGGUUUUGCAUGGGAGCCAGGUUCCAUCCCUGUCAGGCUCCAGUUCACCAAAAGGAAAUUUCCCUCGAUUGUCAGGAUAUGGUUCUGACU
Messenger RNA from Nanorana parkeri, 1155 nucleotides. It is a transcript of the gene NUP35, whose product is annotated as nucleoporin 35. Gene Ontology annotation, molecular function: single-stranded DNA binding; phospholipid binding; structural constituent of nuclear pore. The annotation marks the transcript as partial. Gene Ontology annotation, biological process: nuclear pore organization; NLS-bearing protein import into nucleus; regulation of DNA-templated transcription. The transcript is spliced from 10 exons. Gene Ontology annotation, cellular component: nuclear pore central transport channel; nuclear pore nuclear basket; nuclear membrane. The record is from RefSeq and is a predicted model, not a curated record. NCBI's taxonomy places the organism in Eukaryota, Metazoa, Chordata, Amphibia, Anura, Dicroglossidae.